Messenger RNA from Linum tenue, 1003 nucleotides. The record is from the annotation of a GenBank genome assembly. NCBI's taxonomy places the organism in Eukaryota, Viridiplantae, Streptophyta, Magnoliopsida, Malpighiales, Linaceae.
CACCAAAUAAACGACCCAUUAAAACCACGAAAGGUAAUAUUGGAUUUCUUUGAUUAAUUAAGACUGCAAAUAUACAUUACAAAGUGUGUUCUCAAAUUCCAUCCGAUCGGGCCGGACUGGAAAUUUAGACCCGACCCAACCCGACCUGACCUGGAAAGAGAGUGAUUAGCUGGUAAUUGAUCUGCUCUAACCCGCACAAUCCCUCCCCUCUCUCCCUAACUUCUCUCUCUAAUCUACUUUCCUCAAUGUUGGUUUUAUUUUCCCUUUUCUUUUUUUUCAAUCUCUCUCUCUCUAGAUGGCCAGCUGAUCAAAUCCCCACCGCAACUUAUUACCGUCGAUUUACCGCUCUUCCCCGCCACGUCUGUACAUAAAUAGAGAUGACCGCACCGGAUCACGCUCUCCUCGAUCACCUUCUGUUUCCCGCGCACGCCGGCAUCAUGGUUUUUUAUUAAUUCCACUUUUCUCCUAAAACGAAUUAAUGAAACCGAAAAUAGCGGGAUCGGAUGUGUAUAAAUCAGCAGGCGUAGAAAUCGGCGAGCUCGUCGACCGAUUCCGGCAGGGGAUCGGCGUUCUCGAGCAUCCAGAGCAAGUGCUCGAACAAGACGACCUCGCACCCCACGCUUAUGUUGUCGCCGCCGCCGCAGUCGGAGCGCUCCGCCAGCUCCCGGAACAGCGGGUGGUCCACAAUGUCGGGGCUCAGGAGGUACCGCCUCCGCGAUUUCCCGACGUAGACUGGCCGCAGGUCCCCGGCGCCGCCGACGGAGUAGGAGGAGGAGGUGGAGUUGGAGUUGGAGUCGUCGGCGGUGGAAGCGGCGGCGAUCGAGCUCCCGCCUCGGCUGAGCUUGGCGUUGAAGGAGUUGAGCUUCUUGAGGACCGACUUGAGUUUGGUGAGCUUGCUGCUGCUGCCGCUUCUGGCCAUUUUGAGAGAAUUUUGGGAGAACUUGUAGCUUAAGUUUUCGGACGAAUGGGUUGAGUGGGCUGUGGACGGGAAAUGAAAGCGAAG